AUGGGUGGCGGUGUAGUCUUUGGCAGAUGCCUGCAAUUCUUGUUGAUACAGAUCCUGAUGUUUCAUCCAUCUGAAACAGUUAACCUGGCCUUUAAAAGAAAAGUCUAUGCCAGUUCAGUUGAGCUGGAUUACCCGCCAAAUUUAGCCUCAGACGGUGUAAAGAACGUCAGCGGCAAAAUGGCGAAGACUUUGGAUAAUUCUAAGCCGGGCUGGCUGGUCAUCGAUUUGGAGUUCGUCUUUCCUAUCAAAGGCGUCAAUGUUUACAUAACAUCGGAUGAUUGUUGGUGUCACAUGAAUAAUUUCGAAAUCUGGCUCUCAAAUACAUUCGAUGUGACGGUCAACAAAUCCAUAACCAAAACGACUCUAUGUGCAAGAGCUGGUGUCGUAUCUCAGGGGCUGGAAGUCACACUGAACUGCCUCCUUGAGGACGCCAGGUUCAGGUACGUCAUCCUACACCAGGCCAGCAACGAAAGCCAAUUAUCGGUUACAGAGAUUGAAGUCAUUGGGGAUGAAAGCUACGUACAGUACUACGCUGGUUGCUUCAUGGAUUUCAAAGAGGCAGUGCAAACAAGGUCUGUUCAGAGUUUAGAGGAAUGUUUCAAUAACAGAGAAUGUUAUUGUUCUAGUGUUCUGACAUCACGAAUGCUUCCCCUGAUCAAAUGCGAGUACAGAUGCAGCGAUGAGGAACUGCUUUCGUGCCCGAAAGCCAAAAAUUUCAACAUUUUUAGAGUCAGUCCAUGCAACUAUAAAGACAGCUCAAGUUGGAACUACUGCCCAACUCAUUGCAGCGAUGAAAAACCAGCCGACUCGCUUGGAAUGUGUUCUGACUGCCAAGCAGGUUACUGCGGAUCCACGUGUCAGUUGAGAGAUUGUUACAACAACAAUGGAGGUUGUGGCGACCACCAGUGUAUCAUUCAGUACUCCAACUUCGUUGACGCCUUCGAAUGCGACUGCAACGAAGGAUACCACAAGUCUACCUAUGAUGGCCAAUGCGAGCAUGUUCAAAGAUCGAAACGUAAAAACCAGCCGACGAAUUCAGAGAAAGUUUAUGACAACCACAAUAGCCAUAGAAGCAACAACACCAACAACAGCAACAGCAACAACAACAACAAUUUUAACAUGAGAAGUUUAAGCUACGAAAGCCCACAACGAGAUACGGAAUAUCAUAAUUACGCCGAAAUUGUGGAAUCUACCAAGGAUAACAAUAGGGGUUCUAUCUUCCCAAAAAAAGGAUCGCCUUCUUGUCUGGAUGUCCUGGAAUGA
Messenger RNA from Helobdella robusta, 1263 nucleotides. RefSeq lists its product as hypothetical. The transcript is spliced from 8 exons. The record is from RefSeq and is a predicted model, not a curated record. NCBI's taxonomy places the organism in Eukaryota, Metazoa, Annelida, Clitellata, Rhynchobdellida, Glossiphoniidae. Bases 1 to 1263 code for a protein of 420 amino acids.